UCACAAAUCCCAAAAAAAACAGUCCACCCCAAAAGGCCAAAACAAGAAAAAGGUCAAUCGGUAAUUUGCAUAGGAAUUGUAUUCACUAAUUAAAAUAGUCCUAGAUGGCUAGAUAUUGAUCAAAAGUGUCCAUAUUUUUAAUUGUCAUUUUUAUUUCUUUAGCAGAUUGAUAUUGAUAUCCGCAAUAUCAUAUUUUCAAGAAAACGAAGUAUAAAAUUCUCAACCUUGAUUAUAUGUAUGGCUAGGAAUGGUGAAGUUUACAAUAAUUGGAAGGGUGAGAGAUGGAAUGGCACUUGCAGCAGGUAAGAGAUAUGUGAAUGAAGAAAAUGAUUCUUUCACCACUCACAAGCAACAAGCAGAGUUCAUUCUUCAAGAAAUCUCAAGAGGGUACUUGCCUUCUUCCAACAUGACCAUUCGUGUAGAUCACCAUUACUUCAGGAUUAUGGUUGAAAGUGGGGUAUGUUUUAUGACACUGUGUGACUCAUCCUAUCCAACAAAGCUAGCAUUCCAUUACCUCAAAGAUUUACAGCGCGAGUUUGACAAGUUGGAUAGGACACUUAUGGAGAGAGUUUCUAAUCCAUAUAGCUUCCUAAGACUUGAUACAAUCAUUGGCAGUGUUAGAAAGAAAUAUGUUGAUACAAAGACACAAGCAAAUAUACUAAAGAUGAAAACUGAAAUUGGAGAAGACUUAGAUGUCAUUACAGAUGAUUUGUCAGAUAUAAUUGCCCGAAAGCAAAAGCAUGAGAUUCUGGAGAAAAUGAAAAAUGCUAACUUGAGUGAUUCUCCAAUCUGGGGUUCAAAAAUGCUUGAGAUCAUUGCUGUGAAAUGGAUUCCCAUUGGCAUACUUGUUAAUGUAGCUGUUCUUCUUCUUUGGAGCAGUUUUGUUUUCAAGGAUGAAUUCCAGUGAUUGAUCUUAAAGACUACACUAAUGUUGUAUAGGUUGAAAUUAUGAAGUAGUCACAUACUCACAUCCUCACAUGAGCAGUGGUAAAAGAAAACCAUGAGUCUCCCCUUGAUAUAUGCAAUGUCCAUAUGGAAUUUCCACCAAAUACCCUCUCUAUGUAUAUGAAUUCAAAAGGAGUUUUUUCAUUCAUCAACCCUAGCACUAUGAAGGUGACAUUGUUGUCUUAGAACUAUUCUUGAUGCAUCCUUCGUUUAUGUAAUGGAGAAUGAGUAAAAUUAGAAUUACAAACUGUAAAUAAAAAAUGAUAAAAACUCUCUUAUAUAAACUCCGCGCAAUUGUAAUACUAUCUUCCAUUUUUUUGUUGC
Cuscuta europaea is the source of this 1269-nucleotide messenger RNA. The record is from the annotation of a GenBank genome assembly. Lineage: Eukaryota; Viridiplantae; Streptophyta; Magnoliopsida; Solanales; Convolvulaceae.